AGAGGGGACAGCAGCCAAAUGCUUUAUAAAACAGAAAACAACUUACAACUUUUCAGCUGAGUCCCUGGAAGGAGCUGACCAAUCUGACCUGACCCUGCCUUUUUCCUUGGGGAUUUUGGUAUAUUUUGGAGGCUCUCCCCCCACCCCAAUUAUCUGGAGUGCAGUGCUGACAUCAAGAUGUCCAUUACGGACACAUCUAUUUAUACUUUUUGUUUUUUAAUGUCAGAACAGUGAUGUGAAUACAAUACAAUUCCAGGAAUCCGUCACUUCCUGGAACAGAUUAAAAGGGGCAAACAAAAGAUUACUUAGUUGUGUUUUUCCCAGAGCUUCAUUACUCCUGGAGCCAGCGUCCAAGUAGGUUGCAGCUCUCCCAGCUCCACAUUCAGGGAGAGAUUAUUUAUUGAUACCUAUUUAUUGUUAUUUCGGAGGUGCUUUAAAUCCUGACUUGAAAGGUCGUUCUGAAGGAGAUUUCAUUCCUUCUUUUUAAAUCGUUUUUCCUUUUCUCUGGUCAUUUUUAUUUUUUUUUCUUUUUAAUCAGAGCAAGAAUAUAUUUUAUUAUCUUCAGAAGCACCAAGACUGCGCACAUUUUCCUAACUAAAGUUGCUGAAAAAUCAGUAAAAUUUUUCUCUGGGCAGCCUGAUUUGCUUUCUGCUUGGCUUCUCCCGGUGUGUGAACUCCAGAGUGUCGUGGAAGAGGUUUGUUGGGAGCAGUCCAGUCUUUUUCUUCCUGUGAAUUCCUAACUAAAGAUUUGCCCUAGCUCCUCUGGGGAACAAAGAAGGCGGCAAGAAAAAGGGGAAGACCAUUUUCCCAUCCUAUUGAAGACUUAAUGCGUUUUUCUUUGUCCUGGAGUGACAUGAUCAUCUGUGUUCAGGGACCCCAUCCUUUGCUGGCGGAGGAGAAGAUCAGGAGACAGUCGCUCAGAGGCAUUGCAGUGGAUUUGUCCGAGCAGAUCAUGCAACCUCGCUCCGUUAUGGUCUUCCAGGGAGAAUCUGCUCCUGCCUUCAUGGCACCUGCUCCUGAGAAUAACCUGCCUAGGAUGCGAGAUCCUGAAGAAGACCUGUUAUGCAUUGCAAAAACCUUCUCCUAUCUGCGAGAAUCCGGCUGGUAUUGGGGGUCUAUCACAGCCAGUGAGGCCAAGCAGCAUCUUCAGAAGAUGCCUGAGGGUACCUUCCUGGUACGGGACAGCACCCACCCCAGCUACCUGUUCACACUCUCCGUCAAGACCAACCGGGGUCCCACCAAUGUGCGCAUUGAAUAUGCCGACAGCAAGUUCCGGCUCGACUCGAACUGCCUGUCCAAACCCCGCAUCCUGGCCUUCCCAGAUGUGGUCAGCCUUAUCCAGCACUAUGUCAUGUCCUGCACAGUGGAGAACAAGAAUGAGGCCCCUUACCCACCGCCCUCGCCCCUGUCCUCCAUGCAAAAGGAGAUGGUGGCUGCGGCAGUGCACUUGAAGCUGAUACGGCCACUCAGCCGCAAGGACAGUGUCCCCAGCCUACAGCACCUGUGCCGGCUACAGAUUAACAAGUUGACAGAGGAGGUGGACCAGCUGCCCCUGCCCAGGAGGAUGGGGGACUAUUUGAAGCAAUAUCCCUUCCAGCUCUGAGGUACAGCCGACUGGCCUUAGACCAACAGACUAGAAUCUUGAUGUCUUUUUGUCUCGUUGAAGCAUGGCAUCAAGGGGGUACAGUAAAGACAUGGUCAUCAGCAGUGAUUGCAUCCACUUUUCCUCUCCCCUCCCCCAAUUCCACGUCUACACCAGGGAGGGGGCUGAUGGUACCUGUGAACUGUGGGGCACAAUCCAACCUCCAAGCCGCAGAGGCUUGAAGGAAAUGCUCUUGACACAUGCACACUACUUGAAUUUUAGAGCUGCCGUGACAUUAGGAGUAUUACCAUUGUUCUUAUCACUAUUUAUUUCCUUGGUAGCCUCUCUCCUGAUAUUUUAAAGCACCUUUUAGUCCAUUGUUUUUGUUUCUUUUCCUUUCAAGAAAUGAGGGAUGGACCUGGGCUGGAAUAAAGGAUCCCAACCCAGACCAAACUCAAAACUCCAGGGCAGUUUGGAUCUGGAUUCAGAUCUGGAUUUGAGUGUCACCUCUUUGACUCUGUCUUUGAAGUAGGCCACUCUAAAUUCAACAUCCAAACACCCCUGGCAACAUGGGGGAAACUGAGAUUCAGAUGAGAGUUUGGAUCCAAACUUUGGCACCUGGGCCCAACUCUGAAACAUAUGGUCUAUUUCCUAAAUUCACAAACUAAGAAAGGGCUGGAAAUGCUGUGACCUCCAAGCGGUAUGUAUGGCAGGCAUCUGUAUAUUUCACUGGGAUGACACCAAGGUUGGAAGAAUUUUUGG
Molecule: messenger RNA, 2344 nt
Organism: Mauremys reevesii (Reeves's turtle)
Lineage: Eukaryota; Metazoa; Chordata; Testudines; Geoemydidae
Gene: CISH
Product: cytokine inducible SH2 containing protein
Exons: 3
Coding region: 827-1603 (258 amino acids)
Biological process (GO): intracellular signal transduction; phosphatidylinositol phosphate biosynthetic process
Cellular component (GO): phosphatidylinositol 3-kinase complex
Molecular function (GO): 1-phosphatidylinositol-3-kinase regulator activity
Source: RefSeq, a predicted model, not a curated record